AUGAAAACAUUACGGCAAACAGCACGUGAGACUGAUGAGAAGUAUCGAAAAGCACGUAAAAGUCAUAACACAAUAGAAAUGAGUAUAAAAAAUACGACGAGUGAUUUAUUGUCUGAAACAAAACGUUUAAAGGAAAAAUUAUUACAGGAUGCUAAGGAUAAGAAACAAUUACAACAAAAAAUUUCGAAAAUAACGCUUAUCGAAAAAAUACUACGUAAUGAAGGCGAGAACAACAAUAAUUUCAAUAAUGUAGGACAAACAUUCAGACGAGAGUUACAUAAUACGAUUAUGAUAGAAGAAGAAACUUUACGAAAUUUGAACAAGGAACAAGAAAAGAUAAAAGAGUACAUUGUACAAUACGAAAAUAAAACGCAACAAUGGAAUACUAUUAUAUCAAUCUUUUCUUGUAAAAUUCAUUGUGCAGAAGAAAGUAGACAGACAGAUGAUAUAGUUGUACGAAAAGGAGGUAUUGAAACUCUUGUGUUGCAAUAA
Atta colombica is the source of this 492-nucleotide messenger RNA. RefSeq lists its product as uncharacterized. Bases 1 to 492 code for a protein of 163 amino acids. NCBI's taxonomy places the organism in Eukaryota, Metazoa, Arthropoda, Insecta, Hymenoptera, Formicidae. The record is from RefSeq and is a predicted model, not a curated record. The transcript has 4 exons.